AUAUGCAACCUCAUAUACACCCCACGUAUUUAUGUUGCCUACGUAAGACAAUUUUUAACAUCGAGUCUUACCGCAUUCCUAAAAAAUAAGCAUUACCUCAUCACGACAAUUUUAACCCCUCCUUUUUCUUAAAUCCUGACCUCCAAUAUAAAUUUAUUCAUUUCGUAUAUUGAACGAAUAAUUCCUAGCCAAAAAUAACAGUGUGUGUGUAUAUAUUAUUUAUAAAAGAUCUAAUUUAGUUCCCCAAUUAUAAAUGGAGAAUCCCAUAGUAAAACCAGAUGUCCCAUAUAAGGGUAAGAUUCCAGGGGGACUGGUACCAGGACGAAUGUGCAGGAUUCAAGGAGUAAGUCAUCCAGAUUCAGAUAGAUUUAACAUUAACUUCCAAGUAGGUCCGAAGCCUAGUGAUGAUACGGCUCUCCAUAUUUCUGUACGUCAUAAACAAGGUUACAUUGCUAGAAAUUCUUAUAUAAAUGAAGAAUGGGGAGAAGAACAAGGAGAAGGCGAACUACGAAUCGGAGAAGCAGAAUCUUGGGAAAUCAUUGUACUAGUUGACGAAAGUGACUACAAGAUAGCUGUAAACGGACAACAUUUCUGUGAAUUCCCUCAUAGAAUCUCAUAUACUAAAGUAACUGAUCUCCUAAUAGAUGGAGAAGUUAGUAUUACUCUUAUUUCUUGGGAAGGUAUCAUGGGAUUGGGAGCUGGUGAUAAUGUUAAAAAAGUAUCUCAAACUGACAACCAACAAUGGAGUCCUCAAGGUGGUAAUGGGGCUCCGCAGGGCGCAUAUUAUCCUCCUCAAGGAGGUUAUGCACCUGGACCAGGAUAUGGACCACCACCACAAGGUUAUGGUCCAACACCACCACAAGGUUAUGGUCCGCCACCACCACCAGGUGGUGAACCUCAAUCUUCUUUUGAUAGUUUUUUGGAUGGAGCUCAAACUCUACUGUCAGGAGCUAUUAAAAGCGGAGCUGCUGGAAUGCUAGUAGGGAAAUUAUUGGGAGGUGGUGGAAAUGAUCCUCAGAGAGGUUAUGCUCACAAUAACGCAAAAUACGGAAUUUACCCCGAUCUACCCCAAGACACAAACCUAAACAUCAAUCAAGCCCCGUCUAAAGGACCCCUUGAGCAGUUGCUUUCAGGCCUUAUAGCUGGUGGAGGUGCUGGUCAACAACCAGGUACCGGUAAUCCAACUAGUACCGGCACUCCUGGUCAACAAGGUCAAGUCGAUUACGCUGCUCUGCUUACUAACCUACUCAGUGGUCAUCAAGAAUCUAAAGUAUCACAAGCUCAAGGUGCUCCACAAGGACCGGGUAAUCAACAGAGUGGACCCGAUAUAGGUAGUUUUCUGUCUGGUUUGUUAUCUAGUCACAAUCAACAACCUGCAGGUCCUCAGCAACAACCCGUAGGUGGUAUUAACCAACAACAUGGCGCUCAAACACAACAGCAAGGUGCUGGAGAUAUUGGUUCACUUCUAUCAGGUUUACUUUCUGGCCAUAAUCAACAAACAGGAAGUCAAAGUCAACCAGGUUCACAAACUCACGGUGUUGAUUUCGGAGGUUUGUUGACGAAUCUUCUAUCUGGUAACGCUACUAGACCCAUACAAGAAACUGGCACUCAUCAUUCCACUCCUGCGUCUAAUACAAGAGGAACGCAAUCUCAAGGAACAGAUUUUGGUUCUUUACUUUCAAACCUAUUAUCCAGCGGUUCACAACAACCACAACCAGGUUAUAAUCAGGGUACUGGUGGACAUCAAGGUCCUGGUCCACAACAACAAUCAUCAGGAAUAGAUCUUAACUCACUAUUAUCAAGUUUAUUAUCGUCUACUGGUGGUGUUCACCCUCCUUAUGGUGGAAUGUCGCCUUAUGGUAAAGGAAACCCAGUAUAUGGUGGUCCAGCUAGUGGUCAACCUUACCCAAAUCCUCCCAUGGGUAAUCAACCAUAUACCGGACCUCCAGCUGGUAAUCAGCCUCACUCAGGUCCCGCUGCUGGUAACCAUCCCCAACCUUACAGUAGUCCUACUGGAAGCUCUCAGGCUUACAGUGAUACCCCUACCAGUGGUAGUGGAACUUAUCCAUCAAGCGUUGGUCAAACUGGAGGAGUAGGAAUUCAAAGACCUAACUCAGCUCCGAAACCUGCUGAUACUCAUUUUGAAGAUGUUAGCGAUCAAUUAGAGCAGGAAAUGGCUCGGCAAGGUGGACACGUACAGUAUAGUGCUCAACAGUCCCAAAAAGGUCAAGAAAAUGAUGGACAACAAUAUGGGUAUUAUCCUCAUCCACCGGAACAGCAGAGAGGUCCUGUUGAAAAUUUACUCUCAGGACUGUUGUCUGGAGGUCAACAACCCCAUCAACAACCACAUAUACCACAAUUUGGAGGAGGUGAAUCUGUUGGAGGGUUAGGAAGUAUGGGAGGACUGUUACAAAAUUUCGCCGGACAAUUAUUUAAUCCAAGGGACGGAAAUCAUCGUCAAAACUAUUGAAGUUAUAUAAAUAGGGAAAUUAAAGCUUGAAAGCGCACUUUUUUCUUUGAGAAUAACUUUUUUUAUUGCAAAUCAAGAGUAUUUGUGUUUCAAGAUCUAGUUCUGUAAGUUAUACACAUUAUCAAAUACGUAUUUUUUUCAGACAGUAUUUUUAAAAAUCGUUUUAAAAAAAAACAAAGAAUCUCUAUUAAAAGAAACUCGUUAAUGAAUACAACUAUUCCUUCCUAAUUGAAAUUAUAUACAAGGUGUGUUAUUAACAACAUAUUUAUUAUUUAUGAUAUUUUUAAUGUACAGGGUGUCCAAAAAUUCCAGUUAAACGUAAACUACAGAUAGUGUUCUACUUACAAAGUUCCACUUACAAAUUAAACUGUUGUCCUUUGUUAUCAAAUUCAUCAGUUUCCUUAUUUUUAAAAUAAUGAUAUUAUAAAGUUACAUGACUGUUAACAAGUACUAGCUGAAACUGGUUCUGAUUUGUAAUGAAGUUAUAGGAAUAAGCAGGGUGAUAUAUUCCUCUCCUAACUCUGAUGGUGGAAAAGAAGAAGAAAUCCCUGUUUCUGAUUGCGACUUAUUUUGUAAUAGUUUCAAACCCUUUUGAGUACAUUUUGAAAAACCAUCCAUAAUUCAUUCUAUAGAACUAAACCGAAUGCUCUGAUCAAGUUGAAGAUUAGAAUUUCAUUUGAUUCCUUUUCCGUAGAGUGUAAAUAUCAAAACCACACCAUAUUUCUCCGAAAUGACUUUUAAAUUUAAUCUGAGCUUUCAUUCGAGAAUAUUUUAAUCAAGAACACUGAUUAGGGGGCUACUAUAUUCCCUUUUGUUACCUUUUUAUAUAAAUUGACAUUAUUAUAUGGCAGCUAUCAGUUGUUUGGUAUAUUUUUCUUUGUUCUGGUAGUUCUUAGUACUUCUAUGAAGAUGAUUUGUCAUAUAUUUGAUAACUUUGUGUGGGAUGUUAUCAACUUUAUUUUUUCGGUGACCCCCAUCGAAGAAAUUAUUUUGUAAAAUUUAUCACUCUACAUACCAAGUUUGUGGUAGUUUUUUUUAUGUCUUUAGAAACUUUACUAACUUCUCCAAAGGACAAUCUCCCUUUUUAAGUAACUUAUAAGUAUAUAUAAAUUAGGUUGUAUGGACAUACAAACAAAUUUAGUAAUUUCGAGUUGUUAUCAAGUUCCUGGACAUCCUGUAUAUAUUUUAUUUGUUUAUAAGAUCGAAUUAUUUUUUUUAAAUCACUGGUAGCUUGUUGAACUAUUUAAAAAAUUGUUAAAUAUUUAUAUAGUUUAUAAUAUCUUCUCGAAUUGAAGGUCGAUGUAAUUCGAAAUUGUAGAAGCCUUGCUUGUGAAAUUCGAAAUAAACCACUAACAUUU
Messenger RNA from Diorhabda sublineata, 3828 nucleotides. RefSeq lists its product as uncharacterized. NCBI's taxonomy places the organism in Eukaryota, Metazoa, Arthropoda, Insecta, Coleoptera, Chrysomelidae. The transcript is spliced from 9 exons. Gene Ontology annotation, molecular function: carbohydrate binding; galactoside binding. The record is from RefSeq and is a predicted model, not a curated record. The coding region runs from base 254 to 2470 and encodes 738 amino acids.